AGCUCUUUUGUUCUAAGAUGUUGUCUUUUCCAAGGGCUAGAUGAAAACAGACCUGACACAUUUCAAAUUACAGAAACAGUUCAACCUGACUGGCUGUCUGUGGAGCACCUACCUGUUUGGAAGUUGUAAUCUUAAUGCCCCACAUUAUUUGCAUAAAAAAAGGAGGAGGCAGGCGGUGGGAAUGUUUCCUGUUUGCCUCAGAACAGGUUUGACUUGUGGUGAGAAGCAGUUCCAAAGAAAAGAGACAACAGACACUUUAAUUCUGAGCCAAAAUGGACUCUUUCAAAGGCCCUUGCCCUCAUCACAGUGUUCCUGUUGAGGUAGAUGAGAGCAUGACAUCCUCCACUCUGGACUUGGCUUGGCCUUCCUCUUGCAAACAGUGUAGUGAACAUACAGACACCAACCAAAGGCCACAGGGCCAUGACUAUGAACCACCUGGGGAGGCAAUACAUGGUGUUGGCCAGUGGAGACCCCCUGAGAGCCAGUACCAGCAUGAGUCCAGAGCUGCCUGUCAUGCUGCUCCAGAACAUCAUUUUAUACCCUCAGCACACUCAGGACAGAUGAACCCCCCCCACCCUGCAGGUGUUUGGUGUCAUGGCUUCAGAGAUCAGGCAGCACUGUAUGAACUGGACUUCAUGGCUAAUCACAGCAGAAGCUUUGCAGGCCCUUCAUACUGGUCCCAGGACAGCCCUGUGAGAGAAACAGAAUGCUUGGAGCUCCCACUCCCACUCCAGUCUGACAUUAGCUACACCUACUAUGCCCCAUCACAAUACCCAGCAGCCGGUAUACCUGCUCAGUGCCCCAAUCCAAAACAGGGGGGGUUUCUCAGACAGUGUGCAUGCUGCCCUCCAGCAAAUCUGCCCCGUCACAAUUAUAAUUAUUGUCGCUAUCGGCAUGAUUAUCAGCAGGGGUCUCAGCAUCACCAGCAGAGUCCCCCCCAAAACAGGCAGCAACUUGAAGAUGCUCCAACUGCCUCCCAUGGAUCUGUGCCUCAGUGUGUGGAGCCUCCUAAAAAUGUGAUGCAUGAGGUCAGUGUGGACCGCCCCUUCCCUGCUGGUCCUAGACCUACCACAAGGGAGAUCAAGAAGAUCAUCAAUUUAACUGAGGAGUGUAGGAAAGUUUUCAUCACAUAUUCAGCAGAUACCGCUGAAGAUGUUUUUCAUUUCACCAGUUUUCUGGCUCAUCAGGGAUUCAGACCAGCAAUUGACAUGUUUGAUAAUCCAGUCCGAAGCAUGGACAUCAUCAAAUGGAUGGACACAUUUUUGAAUGAUAAAUCAGUGCUCAUCAUUGUGGUUAUCAGCCCCAAGUACAAGGAGGACGUGGAGGGAGCUGGAAAUGAUGAGCAUGGCCUCCACACUAAGUACAUUCACAAUCGGAUCCAAAAUGAGUUCAUCCAGCAAGGCUGUCUGAACUUCAGGCUGAUACCUGUACUGUUUCCUAAUGCUACUAAGAGACAUGUCCCCAGCUGGCUCCAGAGCACCAUCAUCUACCGCUGGCCCCGUGACCGCCAGAACCUGCUGCUGCGCCUGCUCAGGGAGGAGCGCUACAUCAUUCCUCAAGCGGGGUGUGGCCUGACCCUCACUAUUCGCCCCCUCUCAGAAAAACUACAAAAUGAGAGAUGUGGAAAAUAAGCAAUCUGAAAGACAGGGUUUAUCUUGUGUAGGCAUGACUUUCCUUGAUGACAGCGGUUAUUACUGAAUCAGAUGUAGGUUUGUUCUGUUGAUUCACACUUUAUUUAAAUAGUGCUGCUAAUCUAACUGCAUGCUAUGAAUACAAUUCAAUCUUCUUCCUUGAUAAUGGUAUUUGAAAUGAGAACAACACAGAACAUUGUCAUUAAUAACACAUUCUGUGCACUGUACUGCCUGGAGUAUGCAUAGCAAUAUAACAAUUUAACAGUUUUUUGUAGUUAUAGAGGAAUUAUGAACUGAUACAUACAAAAAGAUGCUACAAAUUGGUUUUUAAAUGUGUUGUGAUGGCUCUGAUUGGGCAGUUGUAACAUAUAGUCAGGAGACGUACAAGCUUAUUUUGAACAUAAAAAUAUAUCUGGCUAAAUGCUCCACAAUGUUCACAAGCUGUUCAUCACUCACUUUGUCUGAUGGCAGUUGGAAACAUGAGCAAUGAAAUCAAGAUCUGUUGGACAGAAACAACAAGCUAAAAAAGGUUAAAAAGCUUUGUACAAGCAAGUGCAACUGCAGAGUUGGAUAAUAAUUUCCUGUGGGUUUAUCAAUGCAACCAACCUCUUUCACAUUACAAAUAGUUAUUUUAUGCAAUGUUAAUACAAGACUAUUAAUUAGUGCAACGUUGAAGAGAACCAUCUUUAAAUUAAUGUAGUCGCAACAUAGAAACUGAAUGUUUUGUAUUUAGUAAUUUAGUUUUAAAUUAACUUUUGAAAAAGCA
This is a messenger RNA of Monopterus albus (swamp eel), 2397 nucleotides long. RefSeq names its product TRAF3 interacting protein 2a (gene traf3ip2a). The transcript is spliced from 11 exons. NCBI's taxonomy places the organism in Eukaryota, Metazoa, Chordata, Actinopteri, Synbranchiformes, Synbranchidae. Gene Ontology annotation, biological process: humoral immune response; positive regulation of canonical NF-kappaB signal transduction. Bases 273 to 1631 code for a protein of 452 amino acids. The record is from RefSeq and is a predicted model, not a curated record.